UGACUCCAAAAGAUCAAUCCAUUAGCCAAAAAAUCAAAAAAUUAAAUUUAAGAAAAAAAAAAAAAAACAAGAAGAAUGAAUUCUAAGGCUUCUUUCCUGCUAGCUCUUCUCUUUGCUGUGUUUUUACUCUCUCUUUCUGCCGUGGAAGUAGAGGCGUUCCAAGAUGACCAAUAUUUAGUUCCAGCAGUUGAAACAAUGUCAAAUGCACGUUGUUGCUUGGUGAUGCCGGUACCUCCUUUUGCUUGUGUGAAGUUUUGCUCGAGUGCUCAAGAAGCUGCCCUCCUGCAAAAUCAACACAUCUCUGGAAAUGAAGAAGAAGAAUCAAACAUGGUGAAUGAUGACAAACAAGGUGGAUGGGGUGGAGAUGGUGGACAUCAUGGAAGAGGUAUCGGUUGUAGAAAGUGUCUACAAUAAGAGAAGUGAAGAGAAGCCCUAAAUUAAAUGAACGAGUGAAUGUACUUUGCAGAGUAAAUUAUGUGUACGACUGUGUGUAGUAAAUAUAUGGGUAAUAAGAAAAUAAAGAAUAAGACAUGUCUAAAAGUUGAUGUAAUAGGCCUGGAAUAGGAAGCGGGGUUAUAUCCCAUCAAGUUGACCCGUUUGAGGACAUUAGUCCUUUGUAGCUUUCACGUGCAUGGUUAAAUUUCAGUUUUUUCUUUCUCCUUUC
This is a messenger RNA of Ricinus communis (castor bean), 664 nucleotides long. RefSeq lists its product as uncharacterized. The transcript is spliced from 3 exons. Lineage: Eukaryota; Viridiplantae; Streptophyta; Magnoliopsida; Malpighiales; Euphorbiaceae. Bases 76 to 414 code for a protein of 112 amino acids. The record is from RefSeq and is a predicted model, not a curated record.